AUGGUCAAGUUCGGACACCAACUACAGGCUGGCUCCUUCAUCUUCAUGCCUGGAUUCUGCAUAGUGAACUCUGCACCCAGGUCUGCAUCUUCUUCCUUCAAGUCUUUGGACUGCAGAAGCUUCAGGCUUUUAGCUGCUCCAGCAAACUACCAGUUCUGUAGUAGUCCACACGACAUGUUUUCUCAGUUCUCUCCCACGCUCAGGAUGAGCAUUGCUGCUCUCACGUUCAUUGUUCUUCUGUUCAUCACCGGGGGCGGGGAUUCUGCUGUCCAUGAGCAGGUUGCUGCUCCUCCAUCCGGCUCCGGCAAGCCUUCCUUCAAGGGUGGGUUUUCUCUCCCCAUCAUCCACCGGAAUGACCCGAGGAGUCCAAUUCGGGAUCCCACUGUUACCACUCUCGACCUGUUCAAGGAGGAGAUUCAACUGGCCUUGUCACCUAUGCCCGCUGAUGAUGCCUUGGCCAGCGAUGCUUGCCCCAGUCCGUUUCCGCCGUGGUCUCUAUCUUGUGCCGCUCCGCAUCGGUGGUUCUCUCGACCACAUCUCUUCGAGUGCUCUCCUUGUUAUGCCUGUGCACGUGGCCAUUACCCACUUUAUAAUCCGUCCAAGUCUAGCACAUUUCGUAGUGUCUUCUGUGAUGAUCCACUCUCAGGACGUGAGGAUGGUGAUCAAGCACUGAGCUACCUAAGGUUUGGGUCUCAAGCCCAGCUCUUAGGGAAGAGGAUCCCAUUUUGGAAGUUCGAAGAUGGGUACAAAGUCUAUCUCAAUAGGGUCACAUAUCAGCAUGGAAAUCGCUUAACUCAGCAGCAACCUGUUCCUAUAUUUCCUGGAGACGAAGCAAAUGCAAAGAGCAAAGCGAAAAUGGUGGUGGCCUCGGGAACCAUGGGGCUUUGGCUUCCUGACUAUAUAUUUUACCCUCUGCUGAAGAAAAUCGAGGUUGAUAUUUCUCUGACCAGGGUGCUCUUCGACGACAAUCCUAAUGCCUACUGCUACAUAGGGGAUAUGGCGGAUGCUGAACAAGUGUCGGUGACACUGGGAUUCGUUGGAGGGGCAGAGAUGCUGCUGUCCGGUGAUUCACUUUUCUUUGAAUACAAUGGGAACUUGAUUUGCUUGGGGGCUACUCGACAGUUCUAG
Molecule: messenger RNA, 1128 nt
Organism: Miscanthus lutarioriparius
Lineage: Eukaryota; Viridiplantae; Streptophyta; Magnoliopsida; Poales; Poaceae
Source: the annotation of a GenBank genome assembly